Messenger RNA from Triticum urartu, 740 nucleotides. The record is from RefSeq and is a predicted model, not a curated record. NCBI's taxonomy places the organism in Eukaryota, Viridiplantae, Streptophyta, Magnoliopsida, Poales, Poaceae.
UUCUUCAUGCUCAGGCAGAGUGCUUGGGGGAAGAGAUUGUGAGGAAAGAAAAUUCAGGAUCCAAGAAGCUAGCUAGCUCGGUAGGUUGUUGCUGCUGCUUUGUUUGUUUUCAGAAAGGGGAUCACAAUGAUCUUCCCCUCUGUUCAUCUACCAGGUUCUUUGUAUCCACCGGCAGAUUGCGCUCCGGGACAGGCAUGGUGGACGUCAUGGGCGGCGUCGCGUGGAUCAUCGGGGUGGCGCUCAAGAUCAAGGAGGCGGCCAGCACGGUCCACCAGAAUAAGAAGGACCGCCACCACAUCAAGAGGCGCGUCGAGAUACUCAACAAAACGCUUUCGCACCAUGAGAACAACACGGAGCUGAUGGAGGACUCUGCGGUGACGGCCGCGCUCGAGGCGCUCGAGGUCAUCACCGUGUGCCAGCAGGAGAGGUGCAUCCUCUGCGCUUUCUACACCGCCGGGAGGCUGUCUCGGAAGCUGGGCAAAGUGGAGCAGCGCAUAUCGUACCUCAACUCCGACGCGAUGCUGACCAUCAUGAGCUACCAGCUGCUCAGGAAGUUCCAUGAUGGUGCUCCACCACAUCCACCCACACAGAUUUACUCUCCUGGCACACACACGCCAUUGCAACCACCAAGUCGGUCACAAAAGGUGUCAAAACAAAAUCAAGAUGAAGCCAACAAGCGAGCUCGGCCCCAACAGUUAUUUCUCAGUCAAUAUUUGUAGAUGUGCGAUGGAGAUCUUUUC